AUUUUUAGUAUGCAUCGCUCAUCGUAUAAUCGAUUGUUCCGAAUUAUUUCCUUAAAUACUCGCUGGAAGAGUGAUUUGGCUUCGCCGAAGGACAUUUCUGAGAAAAGCGCCAUUUACGACAAAGUCACUCACACGGGACAGGCGUGGGAUCAGGCUGACUAUCGUUUACAACGUUUUGACUUCUCUCCAAAACAAGUCAAUCCAAAUAUUGCACAAAACCUUAUCGCAGAAUUACCACCAGUCCCUUCAAAAGAACGCGUGGUUUUUUGUGAUGGAGGACAUCCGGCUCUAGGGCAUCCUCGAGUUUAUAUUAAUUUAGAUAAACCUGGUACGCAUGCUUGUGGUUAUUGCGGACAACGUUUCUAUAACAUUGAGACCACCAAAGAAGAAGAUAAAUCAAUUGCGCAUAUGGAUUGUUAA
Dracunculus medinensis (Guinea worm) is the source of this 420-nucleotide messenger RNA. The record is from the annotation of a GenBank genome assembly. Lineage: Eukaryota; Metazoa; Nematoda; Chromadorea; Rhabditida; Dracunculidae.